AUAUCGUGCGGAUUUUUCCGGCGGGUUGUUGAAUCGUUGAUGCACCCUUCAAUGCUCUCUCUCUCUCUCGCUCUCUCUUUUCUCUGUUUUCACAUGCAGAGGACGUCACGCUUUUCAAAGAUCGCACCAGAAAGAUACAGAUAAACAGAUAAAGCAGGCAGAUCAGUAAAAAUAUAUAUAUAUAUAUAUAUAUAUAUAUAAAAGAUGAUGAAAGAAAAAGCAUAUUUGGUCAAUACCUUUACCCGUGUAUGGGAGUGCCAAAAAGUCUCUCUCUCUCUCUCGCUCGCGCUCUCUCUCUCUCUCUCUCUCUCUCUCUCUCUGGACUUCAAUUCCACUUUGGCCAUCUGGGUUCCCCUAUAAAUUGGAAUUGUGGGUCUAAUUCUCCGAAAUCUCGGACGCUGAGUUUUGCAUCAUUCACCUUUUGGUACUCUGUUUUACCACAACCGCUUCAUUUUUCGGCCUUUACUGCAUCAAUGGCAGAGAUCCACGCACAAAAUGGAAAACAUGAAGUUGUUCUGAAUGUAAAAGACGGCGGCGACGCCAACCACAACCCCCCUCGCCCUUCCACAAACUCCACCGCAGAAACAGGGUUCUGCCUCUCUGUCCCUUUUAUGCAGAAGAUUAUUGCAGAGGUGUUGGGAACAUACUUUCUGAUAUUUGCGGGGUGUGCAGCGGUGGUGGUGAAUUCAGAUAAGGAGAAGGUGAUAACUUCACCAGGAAUAUCAAUCGUGUGGGGGCUGGUGGUAAUGGUUAUGGUUUACUCCGUCGGCCACAUCUCCGGCGCCCAUUUCAAUCCGGCGGUCACCAUUGCUUUUGCUACUUGCAGAAGGUUCCCCUGGAAGCAGGUGCUGCCGUACAUAUUUGCCCAGGUAGUUGGCUCAACCUUAGCAAGUGGAACACUGAGGUUACUAUUCAACGGCAAGCAUGAUCACUUCGCCGGAACACUGCCGGCGGGAUCCGACCUUCAGUCCUUUGUCAUUGAGUUCAUUAUUACCUUCUACCUCAUGUUUGUCAUUUCCGGUGUCGCGACUGAUAAUCGUGCUAUUGGGGAAUUGGCGGGACUUGCGGUCGGGGCUACUGUUCUACUUAACGUGAUGUUUGCUGGGCCAGUAUCGGGGGCAUCCAUGAAUCCAGCGAGGAGCUUGGGGCCGGCAAUAGUGUCAAAGCAAUACAGAGGGAUAUGGAUAUACCUAAUGGCGCCCACAGGAGGAGCCAUAGCAGGAGCAUGGGUCUACAACAUCGUCAGGUUCACCGACAAGCCCCUUCGUGAAAUCACCAAGUCCACCUCUUUCCUCAAGGCCUCCUCUUCUUCCUCACGCAACUAACAAUCUACUCUCUCGUCUCUUUACCUACUGAACUAAAACAACAAAAAAUGAUCUUCUCUACCUCCUUAGAUUUUCUUGUCAUCCACGUUUUUCUUGUUUUUCCAAGAGGACGAGGAGAAAGAAUGGCUGUGUUAUCUAUGUAUAUCCAGGGCCACGGGUCUUCUGCUUUGAAAUGGAAACCAUGCAUGCAAGUUAUGUGCUUACGCUUCGCUUUUUGUAGAAGAAAGGAAAUAAAGCUGAUCACAUGUUUGUUGCUGGUGAA
Malania oleifera is the source of this 1587-nucleotide messenger RNA. RefSeq names its product aquaporin NIP1-1. Lineage: Eukaryota; Viridiplantae; Streptophyta; Magnoliopsida; Santalales; Ximeniaceae. Gene Ontology annotation, cellular component: membrane. Gene Ontology annotation, biological process: transmembrane transport. The record is from RefSeq and is a predicted model, not a curated record. The transcript has 5 exons. Gene Ontology annotation, molecular function: channel activity. The coding region runs from base 249 to 1325 and encodes 358 amino acids.